UGUGAUGCAAUCUUGCUUUAAAACUAUAUCAUUCCUCAUUUUGUAUCGAAACAGAAUGGAUUACUUACAAUUUCCACGACAUUUCUCGCUUCUAGUUUUUUUCAGUUUGUUCAAUGGAUUGAAAUCGAAAUAUCAAGGCUGUAAUCCUGAGCCUGUGAAUGCAUUAUUCCUUAUCCAUGGAGCUAGCAUUGAGUCCGGGAACCAAAGAAACCUUACAGAACUGUUAGUGAGAGAUGUAACAUCAAGUUUCCAUAAAGAUUCUACUACAAACAUCUAUUUACUGACAGAAACUGAGAAAGAACUUGUUGUAGAUAGCAACUCUAGUGAAGAUACUGUCAUUAAUAAAAUCUUUGCAGAAGAUAUGAAAUCUUCCACUAAAUCAACAACACUAUCUUCUGAAGCUAUAAACAAUGUUUUAGCUUCUACAUUUUCAGUAAACCAGUAUAAAAAUAGGGCAGAAUUUGUUAUUUUACUGGUGACAAAUCAAACAGAAUUAGAUGCAGUGUCACCUUUUCUUGAAAAGAAAAAGACAGUGGUUGUGGUACUUGGUUCGUCUAUUCCAAAUAUAUUCAAGUCUGUGGCGAGUUACAGAGAGGACUAUCUCUACCAAGUUGGAAGUUUUGAAGAACUUAAGCUGGUCAUUGAAAAGAUAAAAGAGCGUAUUGCCUGUGAUUCGAAUCAGUACUGUGAUACUGAUAAGUAUAGUACGAAGAAAGGGAGCAGGUGUAAAAGUUGUGAAGGGCCCUGUGAACAAAAAACAGAUAUCUGCACCAAGUAUUGUCUGUUUGAAAGACCAAAGCCUGACUUAAACAAUUUAAGUGAACCAAAUCAUAUGACAACUGGUGGUGGCCACAUGGUUGGUGGCCAUGUGAAAGGAACAAUAGAAGACAAAAAAGAUUUGGCCGUGCAUGCCAUUUUGAUAGCAAUUGCAAUCCUAUUUGUGGCCCUUU
This is a messenger RNA of Ruditapes philippinarum (Manila clam), 950 nucleotides long. RefSeq lists its product as uncharacterized. The annotation marks the transcript as partial. The record is from RefSeq and is a predicted model, not a curated record. NCBI's taxonomy places the organism in Eukaryota, Metazoa, Mollusca, Bivalvia, Venerida, Veneridae. The transcript is spliced from 4 exons.